Molecule: messenger RNA, 1308 nt
Organism: Eurypyga helias (sunbittern)
Lineage: Eukaryota; Metazoa; Chordata; Aves; Eurypygiformes; Eurypygidae
Product: nuclear pore complex protein Nup98-Nup96-like
Biological process (GO): post-transcriptional tethering of RNA polymerase II gene DNA at nuclear periphery; protein import into nucleus; RNA export from nucleus
Cellular component (GO): nuclear pore cytoplasmic filaments; nuclear pore
Molecular function (GO): structural constituent of nuclear pore
Source: RefSeq, a predicted model, not a curated record
AUGUUUAACAAAUCCUUUGGAACGCCGUUCGGAGGCAGCACUGGCUUUGGGACGACUUCAACCUUUGGACAAAAUGCCGGCUUUGGUACUACAAGCGGAGGAGCCUUUGGAACGUCAGCCUUUGGAUCGAACAAUAACACUGGGGGCCUCUUCGGGGGGACGCAGACAAAACCAGGGGGGUUAUUUGGUUCGACUACGUUUAAUCAGCCAGCCACCUCCUCCACAAGCACUGGCUUUGGCUUUGGCACGUCAACUGGGACAUCAAACAGCCUGUUUGGAACGACCAGCACCGGUGGAGGCCUCUUCUCCUCCCAGAGCAAUGCCUUCGCCCAGAACAAGCCGGCGGGGUUCGGAAACUUUGGAACUAGUACCAGCAGUGGAGGGCUCUUCGGAACCACAAACACCACUUCCAAUCCCUUUGGGAGCACGUCUGGCUCUCUCUUUGGCCCAACUAGUUUUACCGCUGCUCCAACCGGCACGACGAUUAAGUUUAACCCACCGACGGGUACCGACACGAUGGUGAAGUCCGGCGUCAGCACCAACAUCAACACCAAGCACCAGUGCAUUACUGCGAUGAAGGAAUACGAAAGCAAAUCUCUGGAGGAGCUCCGUCUGGAAGACUACCAGGCGAAUAGGAAAGGACCCUCCAACCCCGUAGGAGCGGGAGCAGCUGCAGGCUUGUUUGGGUCUUCUACUGCCACAUCAAGCACAGCUACGGGGCUUUUUGGCUCUUCUACUACCAACACAGGCUUUUCAUAUGGACAGAAUAAAACGGCUUUUGGAACCAGUACGACUGGCUUUGGCACGGGAACGACCGGCGGGCUCUUCGGUCAGCAGUCUCAGACUACGAGUCUGUUUAACAAACCGUUCGGUCAAGCCACGACGACGCAGAACACGGGCUUUUCGUUUGGGAAUACCAGCACUCUGGGGCAGCCGAACACCAGCACCAUGGGUCUCUUCGGGGUAACCCAGCCCUCGCAGCCUGGAGGCCUUUUUGGGACGGCUGCCAAUACGAAUGCUGGUACUGGAUUUGGAACCGGAACUGGACUUUUUGGACAAGCUAACACGGGAUUUGGUGUUGGCGGUUCGACGCUGUUUGGUAACAAGCCUGCCGGAUUUGGGACCACCACGACCAGCGCUCCCUCGUUUGGUACCACCACUGGCGGCGGGCUCUUUGGUAACAAACCAGCUUGGAACACAAACACUUCCAGUUUGGGUACAUAUGAGAAAAGGGGGGGUUUUGGGCACUUUGUCCUGCAUAUGCCACACGCCUGGCUGCUGAAUAGUGUAGGAAUGUUAAAUCCUCAG